AAAAACUUUAUCGUGCGGCAGGUUUUCAAAUUGACUCCAACUUCAACACUUUGGCAUGUCUGAUCAGGAAAGCGACAUAGAGCAGGAUGUACUUGAUGACACUAUUGUUAAUAAAUACAAAAUGGCAGCAGAAGUUACUAAUGCGGUAUUACUGGAGUUGAUAGACCGUUGUGUUGAUGGUGCUUCAAUCUUGGAAUUAUGUGAAUUAGGUGAUAAACGAAUCAACGAGAAAGUAUCGCAGUUCUUCAAAAAAGAAAAAGAAAUGAAAAAAGGCAUUGCUUUCCCAACUUCAAUCAGUUUAAACAACAUUAUGUGUCAUUAUUCUCCUAUCGAUGGUGAAGAAAACGAUCCUGUAGAAAUCAAGAAUGGAGAUCUCGUUAAAAUUAAUGUUGGUGCACAUGUAGAUGGUUAUGCUGCCAUAGUCGGACAUACAAUGGUUGUUGGAGCGUCUCAGAAUAAUAAAGUGACCGGUAAAAAAGCAGAUGUCAUAGUUGCCGCACACACCGCAGCAGAAGCUAUCUUGCGGACACUUAGACCGAAUAUCGAGAAUACAAGAGCUUCUGAAGUUGUUGGGAAGGCUACUUUAGAUUUCAACUGUCAUCCCGUAGAAGGCAUGCAGUGCCAUCAAAUGAAAAGAUUGAUAUACGACGCAGAAAAGAGCAUUGUGUUUAGUCCUACAGAGGAACAGAAAAAGACUAUAGAGAAGUGCACUUUUGAUACAAAUGACGUAUGGAAUGUAGAUAUUAUCGUGUCAACAGGUGACGGAAAGCCACGAGAGCACAAAGCAAGAACAACUCUGUACAAGAAGAACGAAACGUUGUAUCAGUUAAAAAUGAAGGCUUCGCGUCAAAUAUAUAGUGAGAUUGCAAAUAAAUGUUUGGCCUACCCAUUCAAUAUCCGUGCCUUGGAGGAUGUCAAAAAAGCUCGACUCGGUAUAACGGAGUGUAUAAAACAUGGUGUUAUCCAGCCACUAUCUGUGUACUGUGAAAAAGAUGAGGAAUUCGUUGCUCAAUUCAGGUUUACUGUCCUGCUGAUGCCUAACGGUCCAAUGAAAGUUACUGGAUUACCCUUCGACUCCUCUUUGUACAAAUCUGAACUGAAAGUCAAAGAUCAGGAUAUCAAGGAGUUAUUAGCUCAGCCCGUUAAAAUACAAAGCAAGAAGAAAAAGACGAAAUCAGAAACCGGUGAUAAAAUUACAGCGUAGGAAUCUUGUUUGUAACAUUAAUUUGUCUUUCGAAAUAUAUAUGGUUGUCAAAAGCAACAUUUUGACAAAUGAUUGGUGCACAUAAAAAGCAAUGGUUCAUUUUUCUUAUCCAGUCAUGAGUGUUGGACUCUAGUGUUGUUCA
This is a messenger RNA of Trichobilharzia szidati, 1346 nucleotides long. Lineage: Eukaryota; Metazoa; Platyhelminthes; Trematoda; Strigeidida; Schistosomatidae. The record is from the annotation of a GenBank genome assembly.